This is a messenger RNA of Gambusia affinis (western mosquitofish), 1850 nucleotides long. It is a transcript of the gene rab34a, whose product is annotated as RAB34, member RAS oncogene family a. NCBI's taxonomy places the organism in Eukaryota, Metazoa, Chordata, Actinopteri, Cyprinodontiformes, Poeciliidae. Gene Ontology annotation, molecular function: GTPase activity; GTP binding. The transcript is spliced from 11 exons. The record is from RefSeq and is a predicted model, not a curated record. Gene Ontology annotation, biological process: endocytosis; phagosome-lysosome fusion. Bases 227 to 1027 code for a protein of 266 amino acids.
AUGAAUCCAGGGGAACUGAGUCAGCAGCUGCUGCGGUCCCUCUCGGCUGCUCCCCUCAACUUCCGUGGCUCGACUUAAAUCCCAUUAAUAAAUGUCAACUUUUUUUUUUUUUACUUAACACGGAAAGCGUGAGCUGCGUCAGUGUGGAGCAAGAGGCGUCUUUUGGGGGAGUAAGACUGAAGAGGACCAUCUUGAAUCGCUGAGACGUCGUUUUCCCCGAGGCUUCAUGUCUCUCAGAGUUUCAAGCAUGAGCGUUUUUCCUCCGGUUCGCCGGGACCGGGUCAUCGCUCAGCUGCCUCAGGCUUUCAGAAAGGAGGCGGCUCUUCAGAUUACGGACGAAUUCAAUAAUAAAGUGAGGACGGCCUGCCAGGAGCAGCGGACCGGCACUGUGGGAUUUAAAAUCUCCAAGGUCAUCGUGGUCGGUGAUCUGGCUGUGGGGAAAACCUGCCUGAUUAAUAGAUUUUGCAAGGAUGCCUUUGAUAAGAACUACAAGGCGACCAUCGGUGUUGACUUUGAGAUGGAGCGCUUUGAGGUGCUCGGCGUCCCUUUCAGCCUGCAGCUUUGGGACACUGCAGGCCAGGAAAGGUUCAAGUGCAUCGCUUCCACUUACUACAGAGGAGCUCAGGUUGUGAUAAUCGCGUUUGACGUGAAUGACAUCGCCUCUCUGGGCCACGUCAGGCAGUGGCUGGAGGACGCCUUGAAGGAGAACGAUCCCACCAGCGUUCAGCUCUUCCUCGUCGGCACAAAAAAGGACCUGAGUUCUCCUGCUCAGUAUUCCCGGAUCGAACAAGAUGCCAUAAAACUUGCGAGAGAGAUUCAUGCUGAGUACUGGGCUGUCUCAUCGCUGACGGGCGAAAACGUCAAAGAGUUCUUCUUUCGAGUCGCCGGUUUGGCCUUUGAGACAAACGUUCUUGCCGAGUUGGAGAAAAGCGCAUCGAGACAGAUUGGCGAUGUUGUCAGAAUUAACAGCACUUCAAGCAAUCUGUACACCACAACAAAGAAGAAGCAGGCCAACUGCUGUCAGUAAGGAUGGGCUAAAGGUUUUUAAAAACAAAAAGCAAACGCACAGACUGAAUGAGACUUUUUCUCAGCGGUGGAUGAGUGUGGCUGCCGUCCAGCUUAGUUGGGAGGAUUUCUGUGGCCAGAAAAGGAGGGGAGCAUUUCAUGGCAUGUUUAGCGUCUGUAUUACUAUUAUUUUUUUUUCCUGACCAGCAGGAAAAGUGAGGAUAUUUGUGGUGGACUUUAAACACAGAGCGAUAGUGCUGCCAUCAAACUGCCAAAGAGUUUUCAGAUACUUACUCAGCUUAUAGCUCCAGUUUUGCUGCUGUAGAGUUUUUCAGAAUCAAUUUCUUAUUGCAUUUUUAGCUCAAACAUAUAGGUGAAGUUUUGUGUGUUUUUCCCCAACUCCCACUUUUUAUAUCACUAGUUCUUCCCCUCAACUCCUUUGUUGCCGUUUAGAUGUUCUGGUAACUUGAUAGAAACGUGUAAAUCAUCUUAGUAUGAAUGUACCUUUUAAGGCUGUGGCACAUUUUCAUACUGAAAAAAUUACAAAAUCCAACCUUUAAUUUAAGUUCAAUUAUUAUGUGGGUGAAAUUCUUUUUGAUACAAAGCUACUGGAAUCCCUUAUUUUAAACUGAAUGACACUAUUAAUUUUCCCAGUAAUUUUUCUUUUCAUUUUUAUAGUGGCUGUGAACUUUUACUUACUAACCUGGGAGUACUUGUCUGCCUGAAGCCUCACUAUAGAGUCACUUAUACACCCACUUCUGUUAGUCUCUCUUCAAAAUAGGAAAGAAAGGACAGAGAUGCCAUAUUUAUGUGUCGUUUAAAGUCAGGGCGUUUCGACAAGAAAA